CGGGUGGGAGAUCGUAAGGCUGUGGAUCCAAGGGUCCAAUUUGAUUCUCAUAAUGAUCUCUCCCGUGGUUGAAUUGCGGGCAGCGUCGCGUGGCCAGACACUCUUUCUAGACAGAUAUACUUCGAUACCCAUGCGGGUAUCUCAUACCCCGUCACAACCAUGGUGCUCUUAACUCCCUCCACCGUCUCCUCCAUUAUCUCCAUGGGAGUCAUCUUUAUCUUCACAUUCCUCUUGUUCCUAUCCGGCUAUGUCCUCCAGCAGCAAUCCGUCAGGAACAUUCAACAAGCCCUCAAGCCUCCCUCAGACUCCUCAUACCCCCUUGCCAAACACGAUUCACGAUCGACAUAUCGGAAUGCUAGGAGGGACACCAGCUACGACCAACCCUACCACGACAGCAGCAAUGACAGGCAGCAAGACAACAAUGGCAACUACGCAUACGUUCAACUCCUCUCCACCCCUGAUCCCUCGAACAUCUGCUCUGCAAUCCUCUUCUUCCACCACCUCUCCAAAAACGGCACAGCAGUUCAAGACCGUCUCUUCAUGUAUCCGCAAGAAUGGGACCAACCCUCGUCCAAGAACAAGAAACUUUCGAAAUCCGUCACAAAAGUUCUCUCUCUCCUCCGCUCCGCAAGUAUCAAGUAUAAUAUUUGGUUAUUGCCUAUCGACAUGACAGCUGCGACGUCGGCGGGUUAUGCACCCACAGAUACGAAAUUGUUGCGCCUUGGACAGAUUCAGUUCAUGCAGUAUGAUAGUGUGCUAUAUCUGCAGACCCCGGGCUUACUGCUUGAUACGGGGAAGUUGGAUGAUCUGUUCUUGUCAAGACCGCUGCCGCAACGGUAUGAUCAGAAUCGACGGGAAUCAUGGGAUAAUGAAGCUUGGACUUCUAUGCCGCUGAAAGCUGAGCUGAAUAAUGCGCUCCCGCCUGUGUACCUGGUCACAGUUAGUAAUGUUGGGGCUGGACAGGUUGAGGCACGAGGACAUGUUCCUAAUAUAGAUCUCCCUGGGCUUGGACAGCUUGCGGCGGGUCCGGAAGCUGUUCAGACAACUAGAGAUGAUGAUUAUGAUGAAGAUGAACGACCAGCGUAUGUCAUUUUUGACCAUGAUCGUGAUGGACAUGUUCGGUGGGCGGGGAACCCUUUUUAUGAAACUUGGAGAGCAGGAUUGUAUGAUGUAUGUGAUGGGCUUGAUCUUGAUGAUAAUAUAUAUCCAUGAUGAUGAACUAUGAUGAUUUGUUUUUACUUGCAUUGUGGUUUAUUUGGUUAGGUUUUGAUUAGGGCACAUACACUCUCCAGAUGGCGUUAGUACAACAGUUCCAUGACUUGCACAUACACAUCCAGCAUUGUUGUGAAAUAAGAAAAGAUAUAAAUCAUUCAUGAAAGUAUAGUAUCCAAAAAGGUAUCCGUAG
This is a messenger RNA of Aspergillus ruber CBS 135680, 1405 nucleotides long. RefSeq lists its product as uncharacterized. The transcript has a single exon. NCBI's taxonomy places the organism in Eukaryota, Fungi, Ascomycota, Eurotiomycetes, Eurotiales, Aspergillaceae. The record is from RefSeq and is a predicted model, not a curated record. The coding region runs from base 160 to 1212 and encodes 350 amino acids.